This is a messenger RNA of Seriola dumerili (greater amberjack), 1813 nucleotides long. RefSeq names its product pyruvate dehydrogenase (acetyl-transferring) kinase isozyme 2, mitochondrial-like (gene pdk2a). Gene Ontology annotation, biological process: regulation of glucose metabolic process; protein phosphorylation. The coding region runs from base 60 to 1289 and encodes 409 amino acids. Lineage: Eukaryota; Metazoa; Chordata; Actinopteri; Carangiformes; Carangidae. The record is from RefSeq and is a predicted model, not a curated record. Gene Ontology annotation, molecular function: pyruvate dehydrogenase (acetyl-transferring) kinase activity. The transcript is spliced from 11 exons. Gene Ontology annotation, cellular component: mitochondrion.
ACAGGUUCGGCCAGUAUCUAACUGGACGUCGUAGUCGUAGGAGACCCUCCACAGCAAUAAUGAAGUUCGUUAGGUUUAUAAUGAAAAACGCUGCCUUGGCCAGCGUGCCCAAACAUAUCGAGCAUUUCUCUAAAUUCUCCCCCUCGCCCCUCUCCAUGAAGCAAUUCCUCGACUUCGGUUCCAUCAACGCCUGUGAGAAGACAUCCUUUGUGUUUCUGAGACAGGAGCUCCCUGUCAGACUUUCAAACAUUAUGAAGGAAAUCAACCUCCUGCCUGACAGACUGCUCACAACCCCGUCUGUGCAAAUGGUGCAGAGCUGGUACAUCCAGAGUUUAAUGGAGAUCCUUGAAUUCCUUGACAAGAAUCCUGAUGACCAUAAAGUCCUGGGAGAGUUUGUUGAUGCCUUAGUUACUAUCAGAAACAGGCACAACGAUGUAGUGCCAACCAUGGCCCAGGGCAUCAUAGAAUACAAAGAGGCCUUCCCCCAUGACCCAGUAACCAACCAGAACAUCCAGUACUUUCUGGACCGCUUCUACAUGAGCCGCAUCUCAAUCCGCAUGCUCAUCAACCAGCACACUCUUAUUUUUGAUGGCACGACCAACCCUGUGCACCCAAACACCAUCGGCAGCAUUGACCCUCACUGUCAAGUCGGAGAUGUAGUCCAGGAUGCCUUCUACAGUGCUAAGAUGCUGUGUGACCAGUACUAUCUCCGCUCCCCUGAUCUGAUACUUCAGGAGAUGAACAAUAAGAAGAAGAACCACUCAAUAAGCAUUGUAUACGUGCCUUCUCACCUUUAUCACAUGCUGUUUGAGCUCUUUAAGAAUGCUAUGAGGGCCACUAUUGAGACCCAUGAGUGCAGCAACAACCUCCCACCCAUUAAAGUCUGGGUGUCUCUGGGAGGCGAGGACAUGUCAAUCAAGGUGAGCGACACAGGUGGUGGUGUCCCGUUUCGUAGGAUCGAGAACCUUUUCAGCUACAUGUACUCCACUGCUCCUGCUCCACAGAUAGGAGAGCACACACGGCCUCCACUGGCUGGCUUCGGCUAUGGUCUGCCCAUCUCUCGUCUCUACGCCAAGUACUUCCAGGGGGACCUGCAGCUCUACUCCAUGGAGGGCCACGGCACAGAUGCUGUCAUUUACUUGAAGGCGCUGUCCACAGACUCCAUCGAGAGGCUGCCCGUGUACAACAAAACUGCCCUGAAGAACUACAAAGUGAGCCAAGAGGCCGACGACUGGUGUAUACCCAGCAAAGAGCCCCUGGAUCUGAGCAACUAUAAGGUGGCCAAGUAAAAAAAAAAAAAAAAAGUCCUGCAGCUCUGGUGCUUCAAGCCUACGCACCGCGAAGCCUCCAGAAUAUCUGUCUUCAUACUCCCAUGUCAUCAUCUUCCAAGGCAGAUGGGUACAGUCUGGAUUUAGCAGUAGCAUGUUCAUGCUGUUUUCAGUCCCUGUUGUCCUUCUGGGUCAUUCAUGAGAAAGUAGACAAAUAGAAAACAGCUACUAACAGAGAAUACUUGUUACAAUCAUCUCUAAAGGGGGGGGGGCUUGGUGGGGUGUAAACAACAACCAAGGCAGCGUGUCACCCAAGCCUUACAGUAGCAAUUUCACCCAAAGGCUUGUGUCAUUGAAAGUACUUGAACUAUUUAAACUAAUACUCCUGUUGCACCUUGUUAAAUUUAAAGUACUGUAAUACUGUGGAGUCUGUAGAUUUGAACAAAUGUAUGCCUUUGAGGUUGAGUGGGUUUUUGUGCUUUCUGCGUGGAUAUUUGCUCCGUCAUUUGACAUUUCACUCAAAAAAAAAAAAAAAAGUCUGAUAA